Colletotrichum destructivum is the source of this 2161-nucleotide messenger RNA. RefSeq names its product Putative cytochrome P450. Bases 129 to 1760 code for a protein of 543 amino acids. The transcript has 4 exons. Gene Ontology annotation, molecular function: oxidoreductase activity, acting on paired donors, with incorporation or reduction of molecular oxygen; iron ion binding; monooxygenase activity. The record is from RefSeq and is a predicted model, not a curated record. Lineage: Eukaryota; Fungi; Ascomycota; Sordariomycetes; Glomerellales; Glomerellaceae.
UCUAAGUCAAACUCAACAUAUAUACCCUGCACUGCUCCCCCCCUUUGAUUCUGAGCCCGCUCCCCGGAAUUUUUGUUCGACACAUUCCGAUUCCUUUCCAUCUUCCUGCAGCAUCAGCACGUUCAAUAAUGGAUAGCUUUGCUUUAAUCAUCUUAUACCUGGGCAUUCUGGUAGUGCCGGGUGUUCUCUUCUCCGCGUACGGGCGCUUCUCAGGAUGGACAGCCCUGACCCGCGCGAAGAGGAAGACUUCCGAGAAGCCCAACCGGUUCCCUGGCCCCAAACAGUAUCCUAUCGUUGGCCGCGUCCAUGACUUGCCCAGGUUUGCCAUGUGGCUCAAGCUAAAGGAGUGGGCCGAUGAGUUCGGGCCCAUUUACCAGACCAGCAUGCUUGGCCAGAAGUUUGUCAUCAUCUCUGACGAGGAGAUGGCCCAGGAUCUUCUCAUCAAGAACGGGAACAACUUUGCGGGCCGGCCUCAGAUUCGGGCCCUCAUUGACCACAAGCUCGGGCCGGCGUAUUCUGCACUGAUGGACCGUCAUGACACGUGGAAAUACCAGCGGAAAUGGGUCCACGCCGCCAUGGCCGCCGCCCACCAACACCACUUCUAUGGACACAUCGAGAACGAGGUCAAGCGGUGGCUGGUCACCUUGCUCCUGGACCCCGAGAAGUUCCACGGCAACACCCGCGAGCUGACGGGCCGCAUCAUCAGCCGCCUCGCGUGGGAUGACUCGACGCAGGGCAGGGCCUACGGCGACAGCGCCAUCGAGACGCUCACGCGCAUGUCCAUCUCGGGCCCCAUCGUCAACACAAUGACGCCGCUCUGGCACCUUGCCGACCUCGUCCGACACAACCCGUGGCGCAAGUACGAGGUCAAGCGGGAGAGAGGACAGCGCGCUUGGUGGCUCCAGACGUUCCGGGUCGCGAAGGCACGGUACCGCAAGGGCGACCUGCCCGCAGACACGUGGGCGUACCGGUACUUUGAGCAGCUACAGGCGGCCGGGAACGAGACGCUGGAGCAGGACGAGGAGGCAGAAGACUUUGCGGCCUGUAUGCUCGGGUUCCAGUGCCUCGUAGGCGUCGUUACCAUUUCCGGGCCUAUGCAGUUCUUCCUCAUGUGCAUGGCGCUUCACCCAGAAUGGCUGAAGAAGUGCCAAACCGAGAUCGAUAGGGUCUGCGGAGACAGGAUGCCGACCCGCGACGACUUUGCCGAGCUGCCUACCGUGAGGGCUUGUUUGAAGGAGACUCUCCGGUGGAGGUCCGGAGUCCCGCUCGGAGUUCCUCAUCAAUGCGAGAACGAGUCCGAAUUUCAAGGCGUCAAGAUCGAAAAGGGAACCAUCAUUCUUGCCUGUGAAUGGAACAUCAACCGGGCCCCCGAAAAGUACCCCGACCCGGAGCACUACCGUCCAGAUCGCUUCCUGGACCCCAAGUUUCCUACGUACCAAGAGCCGCUGACCCGGUACCCGAACUUCCGCGAGGGUGUCGGCAUGCACACCUUCGGAUGGGGCCGCCGGACCUGCCUCGGUCAAAACCUCGUCGAUGAUGAGAUGUUUGUCGCGGGAGCGGGCGUGUGUUGGGCGUUCGACAUGGGGUUGAAGAAGUGCCCUGCUACCGGCGAGGACGUAACCUUCGACACCCAGGCGACGAACUCCAACGUCAUCCUGGAGCCAUUGCCUUUCCCCAUGCAGUUCAAGGUCAGAAAUCCGGAUAGGGCGCAACAGUUACUGGAGGGGUACAGAGAAGUUCGUGGCGUUCUGAAAGUCUGACCAUGUGUGCGUGUUGCCUGUCAAGCAUGGGGGAAACAAGGGCGGUGGUACUAGGUGACUGGUAUUCGAAUUUUCUUGAUUAUCUCUGUUUUGCAGCCCGGCUGCGUCUCCCGAUGCUCUUCAACUGCCCCUCUUAAUGUUAUUCAACCACCCACCCCUACUGACCUCUCAAUUCUUGAAAAUCACUUUUCAUUGUCGGUGGCCCUCGGCGGCUACACCCGAAGAGUCAGUUGAUGAAGAAGCGAAAAGAAAUGGCAGUCAGGGCAUAUCUCGCCGAGCUUGGCCAGCUCGGCAUUGAUCCUUGCCUGCAAUAAUUGUGGUCGAUGCUAUUGAAGGCCGACCUCUGAACACUUCCAUUAGCCAACAAGACAUUUGAUAGAGAGAGGGCAAGAAGCUGAAAU